CCGCUGCAGCUGCUUCAGUGACGUUUGAAGCUUCGGGUGUCAUCGGUAACGUGGCGGUAAAGUUUUGAUACAAGCUUCGAAGCAGUGAGCUUCAUUAAGCCGAUACGAGCUUCGUUAGCCUCGGUAUUAAAACGUCCUGUCCAUGUGUUCCGCCGUUCACUGCAACAGCACUGAGGAUUUUCUGCUCUUAGUACCGUAACUGCGGAAGUCUGGUUUUGAUCUGGAGCUAGUUACGGUACUGUCUCAUGUACAAUGCAACUGGCGUCCUAGCUUUAUUGGCUAAAUUGUUGCUGCAUUUACUCACUCUCUUGGCUGAAGGAACUUGCGUGCUCGUGUUAAUGGUGGGGUGUGCUGUAACACAACAGCGUUGUGUUUGUGAUUGGCUUCUCCUUGUCAUGUGACUCGUCUAGUCAAACGAUGCCAGUCCCAAUAUCUUCCUAUGUCAAUAAUAGUUUAGAAAUCUGCCUGGUGACCGGCCCCUUUGCUGUAUGGCUGAAGUCAACCAGAUGACAAGAAAGUAAUGGCAUCUAUUAAGAGAGAUGACCGCCUGACAGUGUCCCAGUGUUUAGUAUGCGGUGCAGUGGCAGGCGUUUUCAGUCGGACCGUCACUUCACCGUUAGACGUCGUAAAAGUCCUGGGCCAGGUCGGAACGUUUCAUACUAGAAAUGGAUUUUGGAACACUUUUCGCCAGGUGUAUCGCUCUGAAGGCGUCGCGGCGUAUUGGAAGGGGAACUUAAUUGCCUGCAUGCGUUUGUUUCCAUACAGUGUAGUUCAGCUGGCAUCUUACAAGAGGAUUCUCCACUUGUAUAUGGACGACCGAGGAUAUAUCACACAAUGGGGGGCCAUUGUGGCUGGAAGUCUGGCAGGAAUUGUUGCCACUCUGAUAACCUAUCCAGCUGAUGUAAUUGAAACCCGUCUUAUAAUUCAGAACAAGAAAAGCCCAUCCUACAAAGGAAUUAUGGAUGCUUUGCACAGCAUCUGUAAAAAUGAAGGGUUCCUUACUUUGUAUCGAGGGGCCUCCCUUACUUUAAUAGGUGCAAUUCCUUUCUCUUGUGGAGCUUUUUUAGUGUAUAUGAACCUUGAUAAGCUUUGGGGCGAGCCAAGUUUCAAAUUUGGACCGUUUCAGAAUUUCAUAAGUGGCUGUUUGGCAGCUGGAUUUGCACAGACACUGUCAUUCCCGUUUGACACAAUUAAGAGGAAAAUGCAGGCACAGAGUCCUAUUUUGCCUCACUAUGGUGGAGUUAAUGUCCAUUUUUCUGGCAUGGUUGAUUGCUUCAGACAAGUUAUAAAAAUUAAAGGCAUCCUCUGUCUUUGGGAUGGAUUGACAGCCAAUCUACUAAAGAUUGUCCCAUACUAUGGUUUGAUGUUCAGUACUUUUGAAUUCUGCAAGCGUGUGUGCCUCUAUAAGAAUGGUUUUAUUGUAUCACCCCUCAGCUAUCAGUUGGCACCUGGAGUGGACCAGAGCCUUAGGCCUCAGGAGUUGAGAGAAUUAAGGAAAUACUUCCACAACAGGAGCUUCAAGUCAGAACAGAGCAGUUUGAAAAGCAGGUGGUGAGGAGAAAAGAAUGUUGGCACCCUAUAGUACUCCACCAUACAAUCAUUUUUAUACUGUAUGAAAUACAAAUGCAUUUAUUUAUCACUGAAAAAUGCAUGCAUUUUGAUUUGCUUUGUACUGAUCUACAGAAAAUAUCUGGAACCAAUGGCAAUAAUAAUUUGCAAAUUAAUUUAUUCUCAAAAAAUAGCUUUAAUCAGUAUUUAACAGUGAAAGUGCCAUCAAUAAUUUAAAGUGGAGUGGAAGUUCAACUUGUAUAUUAAAUAUACAAGUGCAUACAUAUAAUUUAAUCGGUGUAAUUUACUCUUCUGCUAUCACUGCACAAACAAAAUACCAAAGAGACUUAUUUGCAAGAAAUGUCUCAAGCACUUAGUUUUUAUCAUUCACUUCUUGUCUGCACUGAGAGUGUUUCUAUUACAUUAUUUAUAAUGCACACAUUUACAAUUUAUGUUCAUGAUCUACUUUUGUUAGCUUGACUUAUUAUGGAUGUGUCUUCAUUCAACAUACCUUGGUCACUAGUAUGGCAUUUAGAAAUCAUGAUCAAUAAUCCUUUGUCAUUCAUCUGUAGAUUUCAUAUUGAAAACCAUCAUGAAGCACUUUACUUUUGUCUUCACGCACAACUGUAGUAUUAGAUGACUUCAUCCUAAUUGUACAUUUUGUUAUGUGGAGAAUGUAGGUAGAUCUUGGAUCUUCUUCCUACAUCAUAGAUAUAUAGCCAUUGUCUUGACUCACUCCUUAAAGUCAAGAAGCAGAUUUAAGUUAAACUGCUCUUUUUCUUGACUUGAUACAGACCCAGAAAAUUACGGUUGGGUAGCUUAAAUUCCAGACCCUGCUACCUUCUCUUUUAAGAAGAUCUUUCUGGUUUCUGCCUUGAAUGCACAUUCUCUCCAUGUGUGUAUGUGUAUGUAUGUGUGUACUAAUAUUUAGUUGGAAGAUUUGUGACAAAUCUGAAACAUUGAUUGUGUCUAUAGAAAAUUUUCUCAGGUCAGGUGUGGAGAAGUUUGAAAUCACAGAGAUUUGUCAUUUAGUAAAACACUCCUCUCCCAUUCACCAAAGAUCUGGACAAAAAGGCCAUGCAAAGAACUAAAUAAUAAAUCUGUUCACAUUCUUCUUAUUCAGUCUUAUUAAGUGUACCAUUAACUUUCACUAAGCACAAUUCCAGAUAAUAAAACCAAAUAAAACAUUGACCUCAUAUUUCCA
This is a messenger RNA of Erpetoichthys calabaricus (reedfish), 2752 nucleotides long. It is a transcript of the gene slc25a43, whose product is annotated as solute carrier family 25 member 43. NCBI's taxonomy places the organism in Eukaryota, Metazoa, Chordata, Cladistia, Polypteriformes, Polypteridae. Gene Ontology annotation, biological process: transmembrane transport. Bases 521 to 1555 code for a protein of 344 amino acids. The record is from RefSeq and is a predicted model, not a curated record. The transcript has 5 exons.